AACGCAAUUUGCAAAACGCAACGCAUUCGUGACUCAUGGGACGCCACCCUGUUUGCAUGCUGUGUAUGAAAAGGCCUUUACGCGAGCUUGGUUUGAACUUGUGUGAUAAUGAAUCACUCAUUAACAUGAAGGCUAACAACGUGUUUUUUGAUCGAGCGGCUUGUUUAAAGUUAUAAAAUACUAAAAUGACUGAUAUAGAAUGUAUUAUAUGCGUGCCCGGACAAAGAUUAUUUUCAUCUGGCAAAGAAAACAUUCCUGGAUCUGGAACUUACGAGCAACUUGGUUACAUUUAUUCGAAGCUUGCCGGUUUUGUCAAAAUAGUGAAAGACAAAAAUAUUAAUAGAAUCGAAGUGCAUAGCGUAAUGGAGCAAAGCAUUGUACCUGCACCUGGCGAUAUAGUUACUGGAAUGAUAACUCUUGUCAAUCAAAGGUUUUGUAAAUGUACAAUAAAAUGUAUAGGAGACAUAGUGCUGACUAGACCUUAUAGAGGGAUUUUACGUAGAGAAGAUGUUAGAUCAACGGAAAAAGAUAAAAUAGAAAUGUACAAAUCUUUUCGAUCAGGUGACAUCAUUCUAGCAAGAGUUUUGCCAAUGACGGAAGCACAUACUUAUCAACUUAGUACGGCGGAAAAUGAGUUAGGUGUCGUCAUAGCACACAGUGAAGAAGGAACUUCAAUGAUCCCCGUAAGUUGGACAGAGAUGCAGUGCCCCAGAACACUUGCAAAAGAAUUUCGUAAAGUCGCAAAAAUUGUCCCAGAAGAGUUGGUGAAUGAACUGUAAAAUUAUCUCUAUUUUAUAAUAAAUUUCUCUCUAUUAACAA
Messenger RNA from Belonocnema kinseyi, 819 nucleotides. It is a transcript of the gene Csl4, whose product is annotated as exosome complex component CSL4. The transcript is spliced from 5 exons. The record is from RefSeq and is a predicted model, not a curated record. Bases 186 to 779 code for a protein of 197 amino acids. Gene Ontology annotation, biological process: RNA processing. Gene Ontology annotation, molecular function: RNA binding. Gene Ontology annotation, cellular component: cytoplasm; nuclear exosome (RNase complex). Lineage: Eukaryota; Metazoa; Arthropoda; Insecta; Hymenoptera; Cynipidae.